This is a messenger RNA of Paramecium pentaurelia, 1506 nucleotides long. NCBI's taxonomy places the organism in Eukaryota, Ciliophora, Oligohymenophorea, Peniculida, Parameciidae. The record is from the annotation of a GenBank genome assembly.
AUGAAAUCAUCUCUUGUAACGGAGAAUGGACGCAGAACUAAAACCACUCCUGAUUAAAGCUCUCUGAUUAGUUAUUCAUCCCGUAAGUCUUGUCUCUCGAGUGUAUGUAAUAUUCACAAUAACAAGGAACGUAAAACCUAAGUUAAAGCUACAUGCAAAGUCUUGUGUGAAAUGAGAGAAGAUUAGUCAAGUAAUUUAGCAGUGAAGUUUACAUAACUUCAAAUUGUUUUAGCUACUUAGUCUAUUAUUCAAGUAAUCUCUAAAUUGAAGUCAGCCAAAUUGUAGACAUAUUUCUGGAUUCUUCUAUAAGAUCGCAGAAUUAUACAACAAUCUGGAUAAAAUCAUUCUAUUGAAUCAAUUUCCUUACCUUAAGUUGUUGCUGAUUGGUCUUACUUAUAGAAUCAACAUAAAAAUAGAUUAAAAUAGCGUCAUCUAAAUUAAAAUCCUUCUACUUGGAUUCUUAUGUAAGUCCUAAAUAAAAUUAAGUAAAAAUAAUAAAGGUCUUUUUAUAAACUCAUGAAUAUUCAUCUUAAAUUAUGCAAAGGAACUUUACUACUUCUUAAAGUUAUCAAAAAACAUCAUUAUAAAUAAAAAUGUAGUUCUUAUCUUUGUAUUAUAUAAUUUGUAUAGAAUAAAUAAAAUUGUAAUUCAUUAGAUAGUAGUGAAUAAGAUUUCAAUCCUAUGUAAUUAUAACAACAAUAAAAAAAAGAUAGUAAUAUUGAAGUGAUUUCAGUUAAGGAAUAAUUGGCAAUAAAAUUUGCAAGUACUACAAUGUUGGCAUCACUUUUAAAUUAAAAACAUAUAAAAAUAAAUUUUUAUUUCUUUUUAAAUUUCUUAAGAUGCUAAUAAAACAAAUCUUAAUUUAUUAGAGAUAUAAAUUUAUAUUAAGGUAUUGAAGUAAGUCAAGUAAAUUAUGAUCAAUCAUCUUUAUAAGAAAAUUAAUAAAUUAUAGCUGCUUAAAAUUUACAUUCGUUCUUAUUUAUCAAAUUAUAAAAUUAUUUUUAAGCAAUCAAAAUUUUUCAUUUGAAUAAUAAUUAUUAGAUAAAUGAUGCUAUGAACUCAAUGAUUAUUAAUAAGAAUUGUGAUCUAUCAAAUUCAUUUGAAGAUUUAAACACUUAGAGAAUCUUAGUCACUAAUUUAUAAGAAGAUGAAAAUGAAGAUUUGGUGAUUAAAAAUAGUAUAGAACAAAAAAAGUAGAUCUCUUCCUUAUAAAAUAUUACAGAGAUUGAAGAAUCUACAAAAUCUAGUAAAGCUGUAAUUUAAGAGGAGUAAUAAUUGAAUAAGAAAAAAAAGAAGAAUUAAAAUAAUAAAAUUAAGAAUGCAAUAAAAUCAUAUUGCAAAAUUUAAUAAUAAAGAAAAUUGAGUAAUGAGAGCAUUACAAAGGUAGAAAGUUUUGGUUUAAUCCAUAUUUAAGAAGUGAAGAAAUAAAAGAAUCCUACUAAAUUGUAUACUGCAUAUAUAUUGAUCGUUGUGAUUACAAUAGUAUUUAUAUUGUUUUUGAAAUGA